This is a messenger RNA of Onthophagus taurus, 2320 nucleotides long. RefSeq names its product Rac GTPase activating protein tumbleweed (gene tum). The record is from RefSeq and is a predicted model, not a curated record. Gene Ontology annotation, molecular function: GTPase activator activity. Gene Ontology annotation, biological process: mitotic spindle midzone assembly; Rho protein signal transduction; mitotic cytokinesis. Gene Ontology annotation, cellular component: nucleus; cleavage furrow; centralspindlin complex. Lineage: Eukaryota; Metazoa; Arthropoda; Insecta; Coleoptera; Scarabaeidae.
CCAACUGCCAAAAAGCACUAAAAAAAUAACGGCCGUUUUAAGUGAAUCUAUCUCAUAACGUUAACUAUAAAGAAGUUGCGAGUGCAAAAUUAACAAAAACAGAUACAUAUAUAUGCAGUUUUAUAAUAAUAUAACUCAUCAGAACACAGUUAUAACCAAACAAUUAAGAAAGUUUAAAGCAAUCCAAAAUGAAUUAUAAUUAUAAUGGAAAAUACACUGGAACUCCUGUACAUAGACAGUUUAAAACGCCUACCGCAAAACGUAAGCUUAAAACAGACACAGGGACGGUAAAAAGAUGUAAAUCUGAUAGCGAAGACAGCAUUAGCAGUAACCCGGAAUCAGUAGCAAGUAGUUCUAAGGAUAGAGAAGUUAAUGUAUUGUCGCUUGUUGCCUUAUUCGAUGAAUUAAUGCGAUCAAUACGUAAAUUGAAUAACGCUGAAAUUGAGGAUCAUUUUAUGAGUAAUGUAGAGCAUUUUAUAUUGCUAACUGAGAAAUGGAGGGAAAGUAAUGUUGAGUGCCAACGAUUACAAAUUGAGCUGGAUAAAAAAACGCACGAAUUAAGCGAUGUUGAAAAUAAGUUGUCGCUUGCUCGAAAACUUUUAGAUCAGGAGAAAAAAUUGAGAAAAAAGGAAGUUGAUAAAGUUGAAAAUGAAAGAGAUUUAUAUUUAUCUCAAUUAUUAAAAUUGAGGACUAUUUUAACUAAGGAUUGUUGGAAUAACAUUCCUCGCGAAGCUAGGGAUAAUUUAAAUCUUCCUGGGAUGAGAAACAUCUCAGAACAUAACAUUGGCAUUACUAGUCCACCCCAAAAUUUUAUCCCCGAAGGAAAUACAACCGGGUCGUUAUUAUCGGACUUUAGUUAUUCAAUGUCUGAGGAUGAUUUCGAUGGGACAUCAAAAGUCGCUAAGAAUUGGCAAAAAUUACGUCCUAGUUUAGAUGGAGUUCAGGGAGAACCAGCAACUAAAAAACGACGAUCUUCUGGAAAUCAUGUUGAAAUUAACACCACCGAAACAGUUCGCGCAACCACAACAUUAACGGUAGCCAAAAAAGGACCAAUAACUGCAACUUCAAUCAUAGAAUCGAUUCCUAAAGUCGAUCAAGUUGAUAAUAAUAAGCCUCAACAUCCCGUAAAUAACGUUUUGGCUGAUUUAUGGAAAUCGUCACCUCAAAAACUUCAAACGAUCAAUAAAAACAUAAAAUUAUCACAACAUCGCCAACAUAGUUUUCAAAUGAAAACUAUUGUAAUGCCGGAUACUUGUGGUGUUUGCGAAAAAAGAAUUCGAUUUGCAAAAAAUGUUGUUAAAUGUAAAGUUUGUCGGAGUGUUUGUCACCCAGAGUGUAAAGAUAAAUUACCUCUUCCAUGUAUACCGUGUGCUAACACCCCAACUCAUCGUUUAGCGCAAGGUAUUAUUAGUGAUUACACCCCGACGACCGCUCCGAUGGUUCCGGCGAUAAUCGUGCAUUGUUUGAAUGAGAUUGAGGCGAAAGGGAUGAAGGAAUUGGGUAUUUAUAGGAUUCCCGGUGCUGAGAAAGACGUGAAAGGAUUAAAAGAUCGAUUUUUUAAAGGAAAAGCAGCUCCGAUUCUUACUAAUAUUGAUAUCCAUGUAAUUUGUGGUGUUGUUAAAGAUUUUUUGAGGUUUCUAAGAGAACCGUUAGUGUCGAAAUCGUUGCGAGGGGAGUUUAUAAAAGCGGUUGAAUGUUCCGAUAAAAAAGAUGUUGCCGCGAAUUUGUGUCAAAUCAUUUCCGAGUUGCCACAACCGAAUCGGGAUACUUUAGCGUACAUUAUUUUACAUUUAAAGAAAGUUGCUGAAUCUAAAGAAUGUAAAAUGCCGUUAACGAAUUUAGCGAAAGUUUUUGGACCGACGAUAGUUGGGUUUUCUUCGAAUGAUUUGGAGGAUAUGGGGGAUUGCUUGAAAGAAACGGGGCAACAAUAUAAUGUUAUGAUUAAUUUGUUGGAGCUUCCUGUUGAGUAUUGGCAAGAUUUUGUUAUUCAACAACAGUUAACGAUGAAGUUACAACAAACUCCGAGUACAGAUUCUUUAUUAAGGCCGACUCCCAAUCGAUUAUUUUCUACUCGUUUAGAAAGAGAUUUUAUUAAGAAAAGGAAAAAUAUAUUGACUACACCAUCGAGUCUUCUUACAUAAAUAUUUUUUUGAUGGUAAAAUGUUUUUCCUACAUAUUUUUAUGGUAAGUACUUAUGGGAUGGAUAAGAUUAAUUUAUCAUUAUCAAGAAGAAUUAAAUUUAUACUUGAAUUUCUACAAAAUUUACUUAAAUAAGUUUUUUUUGUAUUUAUCUUGUAAUAAGUGUAUCUUAACCAAUAUU